AUGCCACAGAGAAUUACCAACGGCUCUUCACAUCAGAACCCGGCUUUUGAGGUCAUAAUAUGCGGCGCCGGACUGGGUGGCCUUGGUGCAGCAAUAGCACUCGCCCGUAAAGGUCAUAAAGUAACUGUUCUAGAAGCCGCCUCUAAGCUGUCCGAAGUCGGCGCUGGUAUCCAGAUUCCCCCAAACAGCUCUAGAGUUCUCGAUCGUUACGGACUUACGCCCAAGUUUCUUGAAAAAGUCGUCUGGCCGCAGAAAUUCUCGUUCCGCCGCUACAGCACAGGCGAACUCCUCGGUGCCACUCCCUUGCACCCUCACCUGACCGAGCGCUAUGGCUUCCCCUAUUGGCUCAUCCACCGUGCGGACUACCAACGGCUUCUUUACGAUGCCGCUCUUGCUGCCGGCGCUACCGUUCACUUGCGUAGGGCCAUCUCGACCGUCGAUGAUUCAGGUCCUUGUCCAUCUGUUACCCUCAAAGACGGCAGCCGCCUCGAGGCCGAUCUCAUCAUCGGCGCUGACGGCAUCCGCUCCAGAGUUCGCUCUUCUAUCCUGCCGGCUCCGGCUAACCUCAUCGUGGCGAACGCUUCGGCAAACAAUUCUUAUCGUGCCACCGUUCCGGUCGAAGUCAUGUCUGCCGAUCCCGUAAUCUCCCACCUCAUGACGGACAUCAACGCGAACUGCUGGAUUGGACACCAACGUCACGUAAUGGCGUACCCAAUCAGGAACGGCGCGAUGUACAAUCUCGUGCUGAGCCAUCCAGCAGGCGAUAAUGCGCAGGCGGGGAUGUGGAACGAGCCGGGGAACCUGGACGAAAUGAAUGAAUGCUACAAGGAAUUUGAUCCCGUAAUCAGACGAGUACUAUCGAAAGUCGAGAGCUGUCUGAAUUGGAAGGUGGCGGAUCUGCCGUCCUUGCCCACAUGGUUGAGCCAGUGUGGCAGAGUGGCCCUCCUUGGUGAUGCAGCGCACGCAAUGACGCCUUUCCUAGCACAAGGGGCCGCUCAAGCGAUCGAAGACGGAGCUUGUUUGGCGGAGUGCCUAGAGCGUGCUAAAGGAGUAGAAGAUAUCCCGAAGACAAUGCAAGCAUAUGAGGCAAUCAGGAAGCCUCGCGCAGAAAGAAUCCAGCAGGGCUCAAGAGAUACGAGUGCCGUGUGGCACCUACCCGAUGGUCCCAAGCAAGUGGCGAGGGAUAAGGCUUUCAAGCUGAUGGGAAAAGAAGCGGAACUGGACUCAGGCGCGGACGAUCUUGCAAAAGUGAACCCAAAUUCCUUGUCGUCGAAAGAAUUUCAGCCCUGGUUGUACGGGCACGACGUGUUCGAGCACACCCGAAGUGCGUUAGACGGGUUGCUGGGAAGUAGCGACAGCUGA
Coniosporium apollinis CBS 100218 is the source of this 1362-nucleotide messenger RNA. RefSeq lists its product as uncharacterized. Gene Ontology annotation, molecular function: FAD binding; monooxygenase activity. Gene Ontology annotation, biological process: secondary metabolite biosynthetic process. The record is from RefSeq and is a predicted model, not a curated record. The transcript is spliced from 2 exons. NCBI's taxonomy places the organism in Eukaryota, Fungi, Ascomycota, Dothideomycetes. Bases 1 to 1362 code for a protein of 453 amino acids.